Messenger RNA from Kockovaella imperatae, 1394 nucleotides. RefSeq lists its product as hypothetical. Lineage: Eukaryota; Fungi; Basidiomycota; Tremellomycetes; Tremellales; Cuniculitremaceae. The record is from RefSeq and is a predicted model, not a curated record. The coding region runs from base 409 to 1350 and encodes 313 amino acids. The transcript has 4 exons.
CUGCAGACCACUCGUCCUUCUGAAAACAUCAUACCGACGAAUAGUCUGCAUACGUCGGACUGUUUAUCGUCUGAUGAGAUACUGACAUGAUGACUGACGCGUCUUACCUGGAGAUCGGGAGAGUUUGCGAUCCAAGUGCCUCGUCAAAUCAUGCCUCCGCCUCCGUUCACUCAUCCCUUCUGUCCUGACCUUUGAUCGAUAGCUUUGAAGGGACGCGAUAAAGGCCGUACUUUGUCCAGCACCGAGCUUACAAGUGGAGCGCAAGAAGGAUCAGCGACUGAGCCUUUCUAAUCUCAUGUCUCUUCCCUUCGUGACCACGCAUUCUCACACUCGCUCCAUUUCGGACUCGUUACUAGAUUUGGCCCUGCCAUCCGUCUCUUCUUUUCAUUCGAGGGCUGUAUAUUCACCAUGACCAGUCUCGCAAACUACACCAUUGACGAUGCGCAAUGGGCGACACCACCACUCUUGCUGGGCCCAGGAUGGAACAUGCUCCGGACCAACGGCUCGAAUCAAUUCAUUAAUCAGACGCAAGUGGACAUGAUUACACCGCAUCUGCAUGAAUUCUGGAACCAUUCCUUAAGCUGGACGACUACAGAGGGCGCAAACACGACCAUCGUCUUCAAUGGUACUGACAUUUGGGCGUAUGGAAUGUCUGGACCUGAUCAAGGCCCUUACAUUGCUUUGAUGGAUAAUGAAGUAGUGGGGCGAUUCACCGCUUUGGCCGAGGAGACAGACUUUCAUUACCUCCUUUACGCGGCGCAUGGACUUGACGGGACGAAAGAACACCACUUGACUCUCAGCAACGCUCAAGCGGGUACGAGUCUGGCUUUCGACGUGGCUUUGGUAACUCCUGCACAGGUCAAUUCAGUGCCAAGUGCCUUGCCCAGCACCGCUGCCACAUCUUCGUCCACUAAAUCGCUCGUCAUACCCACUCUCCAACUCCAGCCGCCGACGAUGGACCAAAUGAUAGCUGCAGAGGAAGCCAGACUAGCAAAAGAAUGGGAUCCAGCCGACCUCGCUCAACUGGCUAUCCCCUACACCUUUCACUGGAGCCCUUCGGCAUACUUUGUGGUCGUUGCUUCUGCUCUCGUCGGACUUUUGACAAUUGCCUUUGUCGCCAUGUUCGUCCUCCGCGUAUGGAAAGCGCGGCGACGCAAGUUGAGGAGCGAGAAAGUCGGCACGAGUUAUUUGACUCAUCGAAAGCCCAGACCUACCACCCGAAUCAUUGAAGCGCUGAAAAGAGGAAAGAUUUCGAAUCCUAUCCCCAGUGACGACGGGCAGAGUGAUUAUUCGACCAAGAAAGCUGGAUCAAGCGAUGGUUACAGGGAGGAUUCCGCGCACAUGUGGUGAAAAGGACAGAGAACUGUGUUUGGGUGCACGCUCGUGUGUCGUGG